This is a messenger RNA of Trichoplax adhaerens, 492 nucleotides long. RefSeq lists its product as uncharacterized. The transcript is spliced from 7 exons. Lineage: Eukaryota; Metazoa; Placozoa; Uniplacotomia; Trichoplacea; Trichoplacidae. Gene Ontology annotation, biological process: inner mitochondrial membrane organization. Gene Ontology annotation, cellular component: MICOS complex. The coding region runs from base 1 to 492 and encodes 163 amino acids. The record is from RefSeq and is a predicted model, not a curated record.
AUGGGUGCUGGGCAAUCUCAAGAACAGCGUGUAACUUUCGAAAAGCAGCCUGAUGGUGGCGUUUUUGUGCUAUCACAGAAAGCUCUGGAACAGUUAUCAAAUACAUCAGCGCAAGAUUUAGCUCAAAAUGAUAAAGUUAAGAAAUUAAUGCACAAGGCUUAUACGGAGGGCAUGCGGCAUGAAAAUGAACGAAUGGAAAGAAUGAAAUUUCAAGAGAUAUCAGAGUUAAAUGCUAAUUGGCAGGAAGAAGUGGAUAAAUUAAAGCAAGAGGCCGAGGUUGAAAAGAAGGUAACAGAGGAAGAAUUUAAUAAAGCAGCGGAAGAAUUUGGUCAAAAAUUUAAGGAGCCCAUCAAUGUAGGUGUUUGUCAAGAUUUACAAGAUGCACUCGUAGAAUGCUUAAGUAAAAAUAAUUCCAAGCCGUUAAUAUGUUCGAAAGAAGUACAGGCCUUCAGUAAAUGCGUCGAUAGCUAUAAACUCGUAAUACCAUUGUAA